UAUGAUCCGACUUGAUCAUCAACAGGUUCUGCUUUGUCCUUCGAGACAUAAAUUCAGGAUCCCCCCUACAAAUUUAGAGUCGCAAGGAGACCUCUGACCAAUGGCGGGUUAUCCUCCCACAACAGGGGCCUACCCUCAAGGUCAGCCCGUGCAAGCGGGGCUCCCACCGCCUGCAGCUCCCAUGUAUGGAGUCCCGACACCUCCUGUCUAUGGAGCGCCCGCGCCGGUUGCACCAAGCCAGUGGCAGGCCGGCUUCUUCGGAUGUUUCGAGGACUGCGGCCUCUGUAUUGUCACCUGCUUCGUGCCUUGCAUCACCUUUGGACAAACCGCAGAGGUGAUCGACAAUGGAGUCACAUCCUGUGCAACCGCCGCCGCGAUCUGCUGCUUGAUCGAGGCCGUCACAAGCUGCAGCUGUUUCUACUCCUGCACCUACAGGAAGAAAUUGCGCCUUCGCUUCGGGUUGCCAGAGGAGCCGUGCAACGACGUCUGCGUGCACUGCUGCUGUUGGUGCUGCGCUUUCAUCCAGGAGUACCGCGAGCUCCAGCUCCGUGGCAUCGACCCAGCAAAGGGCUACCAGGCGUAUGCUUCACAUCCUGUCCAGCAGGUUCCGAUGCAGCAGUAUAUGCGAAAGGAGUGAUUGGGUAUCGAUGUGUUAUUGUAAUUUGCCCAAAUACGGUUCCCGCUACUUUCAGGCAAAGACGUGAAUAUGCCCGGUAAUUCCGCAUUGCACUAAAGUCAACAUAGUCAGUUACGAUAGACCGCGACUUCCGAGUCUUCAGAAUUGGUUGCGAUUUAUCUUAACUUCUUUAGUGUCCUUUGAUGCUAAGUGAUAGAAAUAGGGGAUCGAUGAUUAUUGAAAGCAGAUUAAGAUAGGUGAUUUGAAGGUCUCGAAUUGAUCGGACCGCGCCGUUUAGUCAAAGGUAUGAGCAAGGGGCGGCGUCAUACGACUAGCUUUUAUGCAAAUAUGGGUCACAAGUUGCUUUCUUAGCAAGCCCUGCCCAUGAGCCGGGUGUUAGAAUUGUCGUUGGGGACCAUUGCCGUUUCCUGCUCCCUGACUUGGAGGGAUCCGGAACGUCAGAUUUCUACUUCUGUAGCACAAUCUAGGACGCAUCUUAAAAGUUUAAAUAGUGUCUUCUUGGGCGCUCGUGCUACCUAUGUGGUACGGCCUUGUAGAAUUAAACAUGAAGUCCCGACCUUGCCUCGCCUCAACAGAGACAACCCCCAAUACUCCAUCUACGUAAUUGUCAAUGUGCCGUAGGAAUGCAACCCGCUAUCUU
Molecule: messenger RNA, 1277 nt
Organism: Klebsormidium nitens
Lineage: Eukaryota; Viridiplantae; Streptophyta; Klebsormidiophyceae; Klebsormidiales; Klebsormidiaceae
Source: the annotation of a GenBank genome assembly